This is a messenger RNA of Lachancea meyersii CBS 8951, 1176 nucleotides long. The record is from the annotation of a GenBank genome assembly. NCBI's taxonomy places the organism in Eukaryota, Fungi, Ascomycota, Saccharomycetes, Saccharomycetales, Saccharomycetaceae.
AUGCUAGAUCAAACAACAUUGUUUUCGGCUUCUACGGUACAUUUAGAGCAUAUAACAACUGCGCUGAGCUGUUUAACUCCUUUUGGAAUCAAAGAUGAUGUGCUUAUAAUAAUCGACAAAGACGGGUUGUCAUUUGCCCGACAGAACAAUAAGGUUAUCAGUAUCCAGCUCUACUUGUCUGCCGAACUUUUCAUCUCAUACAACUACAAUCCACCAAAUAAUGAUCCUGACGCCCACCACAAGGUAUGUGUCAAAAUCCAUCAUAUUCUUGACAGCAUAAGCGUAGCGAGUCGUGACAAGGAUGACGUUGUUGAAUGCACUCUAUCGUACAAUGGCGAAGGGUCGCCUUUCGUGCUCAUUUUUGAAGACUCAGUGAUAACUGAGAAAGUGGAAUACUCUACGUAUUUGGUCAAGGAAUGGGACUCAGUGGGACUCGAGCUACAACCGGAUGCGAUUACAUUGGAGUGUAUUAUGCGUGGCGAUGUGCUCUAUAACGCUCUCCAGGACAUGAAAGAAAUAGGGUGCAAAGAAUGCUAUCUGUACGCCAUCGCCAAAACGGGUGGGAAGAACACGUUUGCGCUAGUGUCCCGGGGCCAGCUAGGGCUGUCCAAAAUUCUUCUGCCGAGCGAAAAGUCGAUUUUGAAAAAGCUCGAGAUAUUCGACCCGGUGUCCUUCGAAAAGACGUUUGACCUCCCAGUCAUUGGCGUGUUUGACUUCACAUCUUUUGACAAGAUCAGAUCCAGCGCUCGCAUCGCUAGCAAGGUUUUGCUACGAAAAGACGUGCAUGGACUAAUGAACGUCAAUAUACUAAGUCAAACCGACGAUCUCAUUCUGGGCGAGGUAAAGAGAUCGCGAACGGCACCAAAAGUUGGUACGAUGCCACUUUCAAGAGAUUACCCAGGAAUUGUGAUCGAUGUAGCCAUCUUAGAAAAAGCACGUUUGGAUGAGGCCGACGUGUCUGAGAUGCGUCUGUUAAUGGAAAGCAGUGAACAGAUACCGAGACCUAUCUACGAUCCCACAGGUGUGCCUGCAAAGAGCUUUGAAGGAAAUGGGGCCGCUACCCCAGAAAGGGACAACUGUCUUCUAUUUGGCGUAAGGAACAUGUCUGCAGACAUCACCGAUACUGCAGCAGGAGAGUAUGUUCCAGCGACCAACGAUAUCCCGCUUUUCUUCUAA